Messenger RNA from Trypanosoma grayi, 366 nucleotides. RefSeq lists its product as hypothetical. The coding region runs from base 1 to 366 and encodes 121 amino acids. The transcript has a single exon. The record is from RefSeq and is a predicted model, not a curated record. NCBI's taxonomy places the organism in Eukaryota, Euglenozoa, Kinetoplastea, Trypanosomatida, Trypanosomatidae.
AUGGAGAACGGUAAGUCGGAGCCCAUAAAUAAGGAGCCACCGGCCGAGCACAAUAAAGACGAGAAACAGGCACAGGAGUCAGAUGUGACCGCUUGCGACCGUGUGACGAAUGCCGUGGCACUAUUCCUGCUCGCUGCUGUCAUGGCAACGUCGGUUGUUUGCAUGGAAGACUUACGACGGCGACACGCCGCUGUGUGUGCUUUCGUGUUCCUCGCCGUUGCGGAUUCGGUUGGCCACGUGGUUGCGUCGGGAGCUUCUUAUCAGCGUAUCAUGCAGAAAAAAAAUCAUACUGGCGCUGAGGAGUGGCAGUGCAGCUAUGAAAUACUUUUCGCAAGUGCGAUGUUGCUCUUCUGUCGGGCCCUUUAA